Molecule: messenger RNA, 1457 nt
Organism: Conger conger (European conger)
Lineage: Eukaryota; Metazoa; Chordata; Actinopteri; Anguilliformes; Congridae
Product: four and a half LIM domains protein 2-like
Exons: 6
Coding region: 176-1015 (279 amino acids)
Cellular component (GO): Z disc; nucleus
Molecular function (GO): transcription coregulator activity
Source: RefSeq, a predicted model, not a curated record
GUCUACGGAGCGGCUGUCCCUGAGCUGGGGACAGGGCGAGAGGGGACACUCACAGGGGGCCCUGUCACCCGCCAGGUCGGGCUCUCGGGAGCCACCGCCGGGGCUUAGCAGGCAGGGAGACGCAGGACAGCUGCACAGCUGCGUGUGAGUCAAAAAAAUUUUUCCAAGAGCCAGAAUGGCAGAACGGUACGACUGCCACUACUGCAAGGAGUCCCUUUUUGGGAAGAAGUACAUACUGAGAGAGGAGAAUCCAUACUGUGUAAAGUGCUACGAGAGCCUCUACUCCAACACCUGUGAGGAAUGCAAGAAGCCCAUUGGCUGCAACUUCAGGGACCUGUCCUACAAGGACCGCCACUGGCACGAGGACUGCUUCCAUUGCUUCACAUGCCAGCACUCCCUGGUGGACAAGCCCUUCUCCACCAAGGAUGACCAGCUCCUGUGCACUGAGUGCUACUCCAACGAGUACUCCUCCAAGUGCCAGGACUGCAAGAAGACCAUCAUGCCAGGCUCCAGGAAGAUGGAGCACAAGGGAAACAGCUGGCAUGAGACCUGCUUCAGCUGCCAGCGCUGUCAGCAGCCAAUCGGCACCAAGAGUUUCAUCCCCAAGGACAAUUCCAACUACUGCGUGCCGUGCUAUGAGAAGCAGUUUGCCAUGCACUGUGUGGACUGCAAGAAGCCCAUCACCACCGGGGGAGUGACCUACCAUGAGAAGCCCUGGCACAAGGAGUGCUUCGUCUGCACCGGCUGCAAGCAGCAGCUGUCUGGCCAGCGCUUCACCUCCCGCGAUGACUUUGUCUACUGCCUCAACUGCUUCUGCAACCUGUACUCCAAGAAGUGCACCUCCUGCUCCUCCCCCAUCAGCGGACUGGGUGGGAGCAAGUACAUCUCGUUCGAGGAGCGACAGUGGCACAACGACUGCUUCAACUGCAAGAAGUGUGACCUGUCCCUGAUUGGCCGUGGCUUCCUGACUGACAGGGAUGACAUCCUGUGUCCUGAAUGUGGGAAAGACAUAUAAGGAAAACUAUCCCUGUCCAGAAGCAACUGAGAGAACCGAUUUGCAUGGAUGGAUUUGCAGAGAACAAAGCCAAUACUAGCACGCUGCUCUCACUAACCAAUUAUAUUACAGCAGUGAACCAUGUAUCACUUUUUAAGAAAGAGGUUCCUUAUGAAGCUUCAGUGCUGAUGGCUGUCUGCAUGCAUGGCUAUUUGUGAUAUUAAUCUUGAAUCAAAGAUAUUAAAUAAAAUGUAUGGGAAGAUGGAAUGUAAUAGCUUUAACAAGUAAAAUGUUCAGGGUAACAUUUAUGAAGAAAAAAGGCUCAUAUUUUCACACUUUUACAUCAGUAUUAUUAUACAUCAUAUUAUGGGAACUAACUCACAUUAUGACUAACAUCAUAAGAGGUAACAGAAUGAUCUAUAUUUAAAAUAUCAAAAUUAACAAUAAACUCUUCUCAAAAGGC